Messenger RNA from Cuculus canorus (common cuckoo), 1234 nucleotides. It is a transcript of the gene CD164L2, whose product is annotated as CD164 molecule like 2. Bases 131 to 646 code for a protein of 171 amino acids. The record is from RefSeq and is a predicted model, not a curated record. Gene Ontology annotation, cellular component: cytoplasmic vesicle. NCBI's taxonomy places the organism in Eukaryota, Metazoa, Chordata, Aves, Cuculiformes, Cuculidae. The transcript is spliced from 6 exons.
CCCGGGCCGCCUCCCGUUCCCGCGGCUCCGCUCCGCUCUCCCGGGAGCUCGGCAGCUCCCGCAAGGACCAGGACGGGACGAGCCGGGCUGAGCCGAGCCUGGCUAAAGCCCAACAUCCCCGGGCCGGGCCAUGGCCCCGGCGCUGCGCUGCGCGCUGAUCUGCGCGUUUCUCUGCGCGCUCCCUUGCGCGCACGGCUCCGCACCCACCCGCGCAGGAGGGUGCAGUGAGCUGAGGUCCUGCGAGACAUGCACGACCGGCAUCGCCUCGCACAACGCCACCGGCUGCGUCUGGGUGGGCUGCGGGACCCCCGAGGAGCCAGAGAUGGGAAGCUGCGUGCAGAGAGGAGUGGCAGCGCGGGAGACCUGUGUGCUCUACAACACCAGCGCCCUGUGUCGAGCCCUCAAGUCCCCCACCGAAGAGCCUCCGCGGUCCCAUAGCAAGGAGCCAGCGACGCAUUCCCCAAAGACCACCACCACCAGCGUCCCACUGACGGGCAGCCCUGAAUUUCACCCGCCCGGUUUCGACACGGCGAGCUUCAUCGGCGGCAUCGUGCUGGUGCUGAGCAUCCAAGCCGUGGUCUUCUUCAUCAUCAAGUUCAUCAAGUCGAAGGACAGCACCUACCAAACGCUAGAGGACAACCAGUAGGUGCCGGCGGCGAUGGGAAGGGGGGGCUGCCCCUCUGCACCCCCAGAGCUUGACCCUUCCUUUGCACCUCCCCGGAGGGGGGUGGCAUGGUCCCUCUCUCCUGGUUUGCAUGAAGGGGGGGUUCCCAGCUGGUUUGCUGUUUUCCUGGGAAUUAUUAGCGGUGGAAGGGAAGGGGGUGUCCCUGCUCACCCCCCUUCCAUGCACAGAGGCCCUGGUGGGAUGCAGCCAAUGCACAGACCCUUGGCAUAUCGGUGCUCCUUCUGCCAGGGUGGAUACCCCCCUCCAGCUGUGCAGCGGGGUGCAGCCCCCACCCCUGAGCACCUUCGGGAGGUUGGGAGCUGCAGAGCCCAGUUUGCCCCCAGUUAGAGAGCACCCAGCAGCCCCCCCUUCCCACCCUGGGCACCCCCAGUUUCCCACUGCACCCCAGCCCCAUUGCCUCCCCACAGCCUUGGGGCUUCCCCGGGGGGAGCUUGGGGUCCCCUCUUGCCCUGGUGGGCUCUCAGGUGCUUUUCCUUUCAGGGUUGUGGCUGGAGCACCCAGCCCCCUGCUCCGACCCCCCCAGCCCCAUCCCACCCCAGUCCCCCCAGC